GGCACAGGACACAGGGCASGGCUAGCGCGGAGGGCGGCAGCCACACCGCGGGAUCCCAGCGGGUGCACAGCACCCCCGGCGCAUCCCAUCCCCAGUUCCCGUGCAUCCCCUCGGCCUCGCCGCCGGACACUGCGGGAGCGCUGGCGGGGGGCUCGGGGGCUGUGCGGGCACCCCGGGGGGCCCCGGGGCUGAGGAGGGGGCCAUGUCGACGCUGGCCCCCCUGCGUCUGCUGCGAGAGCCCUGGAACGCCAGCGAGGGCAACCAGAGCAACGCCGUGUUCGGGGCCAGCGGCGGCUGGUGCCAGGGGCUGGACAUUCCCAGCGAGCUGUUCCUGGCGCUGGGGCUGGUGAGCCUGGUGGAGAACCUGCUGGUGGUGGCKGCCAUCCUGAAGAACAGGAACCUGCACUCGCCCACCUACUACUUCAUCUGCUGCCUGGCGGUGUCCGACAUGCUGGUGAGCAUCAGCAACCUGGCGGAGAUGCUCUUCAUGCUGCUGCUGGAGCACGGGGUGCUGGUGAUGCACCCCAGCAUCGUCCGCCACAUGGACAGCGUCAUCGACAUGCUCAUCUGCAGCUCCGUCGUGUCCUCCCUCUCCUUCCUGGGGGUCAUCGCCGUCGACCGCUACAUCACCAUCUUCUACGCCCUGCGCUACCACAGCAUCAUGACGCUGCAGAGGGCCGUGGUCACCAUGGCCAGCGUCUGGCUGGCCAGCACCGUCUCCAGCACCGUCUUGAUCACCUACUGCCGCAGCAACACCAUCCUCGUCUGCCUCAUCGGCUUCUUCCUCUUCAUGCUGGUCCUCAUGCUGGUGCUCUACAUCCACAUGUUCGCCCUGGCCCGCCACCACCUCCACAGCAUCUCCAGCCAGCAGAAGCCGCCCACCGCCCACCGUGGUGGCAGCCUGAAGGGUGCCGUCACCCUCACCAUCCUCCUGGGCGUCUUCUUCAUUUGCUGGGGGCCUUUCUUCUUCCACCUCAUCCUCAUUGUCACCUGUCCCACCAACCCCUUCUGCACCUGCUUCUUCAGCUACUUCAACCUCUUCCUCAUCCUCAUCAUCUGUAACUCGGUGAUUGACCCCCUCAUCUACGCCUUCCGGAGCCAGGAGCUCCGGCGGACGCUGCGGGAGGUGGUGAYGUGCUCCUGUAGGCAGCGGGACAYGGUACCRGCACGGCCACCCMCGCCCCGAAACGGACAGAUGGAUGGACUGACGGACGGAUGGGACGAGCCGCCAGCCCGGGCGAGGGACUCGCUGUUCCCAAUAAAGGCUCUUUGCAGUGACGCUGUGGCUGGCAUCGGGCAGCCCCAGGGAGCCCCGGGGGGAGAGGUCCCUCCCGGCCCCGCCGAUCGGUCAAGGGUCACUUGGUUCCCAGUGGGGACCGGCGGGCACCGGGAGGGACCUGCAGGGCGGCGGGAGGCUGGACCCCAGGCGGGAGGCGGCCCCGGCCACCCCCGGACAAAGGGCCCAUCACGGUCGCCUUUGUUCUCGGGCCGCGCCCGCCACCGCCCACCCCGGCACCGGCACUGUCUCCGGUCCCGCGGGGGCGACCGGCCAUCGGCACCCCCAGAGCGGCCCCCCCGUACUCUGUCCCUACCCCUCCCCGUUACGGGACACGGUUGGGAGGGGUGUCCCGCGGGUGUCCCCCCGCCCCUCCGCCGGCGCCGCCCCGGGAUGCUCCCGCCGACGCCGAGCGGUGCCAGGGUCCCCCCGCAGGUCCCGGGGCGUCCCCGUUCCCCGUGGGUGCCGGGGGUGCCCCCCGGGCCGUGUCCCCCGCGGGUGCCGGGGUCGCGGUUCCGCGGUUGGCGGGGCGUGGCCGGGGCGUGGCCGGGGCGGGGCCGGGCGGGGCGGGGCCGGGCGGUGCCGGUGCCGCAGGGCUGUUGCGGCGCUGCGGCGGCGGCCGCUGAUUGGCUGCGGGCGGCGGUGACGUCAGCGGCCGGCCCGGUGCGGCGGCGGGAGCCUAUAAAGGAUGCGGCGGCGGCCGCGCCGCCCCCCGCGCUCCCGGUGCCGCUCCGCUCCGGUGCCGCUCCGCUCCCGGCCCCAGCCCGCUCCCGUCCCGCUCCGCUCCGGCCCGGCCGCACCAUGAGGGAGAUCGUCCACAUCCAGGCGGGGCAAUGCGGCAACCAGAUCGGCGCCAAGUUUUGGGAGGUGAUCAGCGACGAACACGGCAUCGACCCCAGCGGCAACUACGUGGGGGACUCGGACCUGCAGCUUGAACGCAUCAGUGUCUACUACAAUGAGGCCUCUUCUCACAAGUACGUGCCUCGCGCCAUCCUGGUGGACCUGGAGCCGGGGACGAUGGACAGCGUGCGCUCGGGUGCCUUUGGCCACCUCUUCCGCCCUGACAACUUCAUCUUUGGGCAGAGCGGUGCCGGGAACAACUGGGCCAAGGGGCACUACACGGAGGGGGCCGAGCUGGUGGACUCGGUGCUGGACGUGGUGCGGAAGGAGUGUGAGAACUGCGACUGCCUGCAGGGCUUCCAGCUGACCCACUCGCUGGGCGGGGGCACGGGCUCGGGCAUGGGCACCCUCCUGAUCAGCAAAGUGCGGGAGGAGUACCCCGACCGCAUCAUGAACACCUUCAGCGUGGUGCCGUCCCCCAAGGUGUCGGACACGGUGGUGGAGCCCUACAACGCCACGCUCUCCAUCCACCAGCUGGUGGAGAACACGGACGAGACCUACUGCAUCGACAACGAGGCGCUCUAYGACAUCUGYUUCCGCACCCUCAAACUGGCCACCCCCACCUACGGCGACCUCAACCACCUGGUGUCGGCCACCAUGAGCGGAGUGACCACUUGCCUCAGGUUUCCCGGUCAGCUCAACGCCGAUCUCCGCAAGCUGGCCGUCAACAUGGUGCCCUUCCCGCGGCUGCACUUCUUCAUGCCGGGCUUUGCCCCGCUGACGGCUCGGGGGAGCCAGCAGUACCGCGCCCUCACCGUGCCUGAGCUCACCCAGCAGAUGUUCGAUGCCAAGAACAUGAUGGCCGCCUGCGACCCCCGCCACGGCCGCUACCUCACCGUGGCCACCGUCUUCCGUGGCCGCAUGUCCAUGAAGGAGGUGGACGAACAGAUGUUGGCCAUCCAGAGCAAGAACAGCUCCUACUUUGUGGAGUGGAUCCCCAACAACGUCAAGGUGGCCGUGUGCGACAUCCCGCCGCGGGGGCUGAAGAUGUCCUCCACCUUCAUCGGCAACAGCACGGCCAUCCAGGAGCUGUUCAAGAGGAUCUCGGAGCAGUUCACAGCCAUGUUCCGCCGCAAAGCCUUCCUGCACUGGUACACGGGCGAGGGCAUGGACGAGAUGGAGUUCACCGAGGCCGAGAGCAACAUGAAUGACCUGGUGUCCGAGUACCAGCAGUACCAGGACGCCACGGCCGAGGAGGAGGGCGAGAUGUACGAGGAUGAUGAGGAGGAGUCGGAGGCGCAGGGCGCCAAGUGAUGCCCGACGCCGCCCCCGACAGUGCCCGCAGCCCCCCCGGCUUCGCGCUGCUGCGUCCCCCAGGUGCUGCUCCCCUGCCGCCCCCUCAGUGUCUCCUGUCCCCGUCCCCCCUGAGCCGGCUCGGCCCCUCAGCCCCCUUUCCUACCUCCCCCCCUUUUCGUUUUUUACUGGUUCGUGUCUUAUUAUUUUUUUUGAAUACUUAAUAAAUUUAUUGCUGUCCAGGUA
Messenger RNA from Malurus melanocephalus (red-backed fairy wren), 3655 nucleotides. It is a transcript of the gene TUBB3, whose product is annotated as tubulin beta 3 class III. Lineage: Eukaryota; Metazoa; Chordata; Aves; Passeriformes; Maluridae. Gene Ontology annotation, molecular function: GTP binding; structural constituent of cytoskeleton; GTPase activity. Gene Ontology annotation, cellular component: membrane; cytoplasm; microtubule. The record is from RefSeq and is a predicted model, not a curated record. Gene Ontology annotation, biological process: G protein-coupled receptor signaling pathway; mitotic cell cycle; microtubule cytoskeleton organization.